Molecule: messenger RNA, 696 nt
Organism: Parnassius apollo (apollo)
Lineage: Eukaryota; Metazoa; Arthropoda; Insecta; Lepidoptera; Papilionidae
Source: the annotation of a GenBank genome assembly
AUGGCAGCUGCCAAAUUGCGCAGACAUUUAGAAACUGUACACCCCGAGUCUAAAGACAAGGAUAAAGAGUUUUUUGUUCGUAAAAAAGAACAGUUAUCGGAAAGUCAAAAAAAUAUGAUGCAUGUAACACAAACUAUCAAUGAAAAGGCCACGGAGGCAUCAUAUUUAGUUAGCUAUCGUAUUGCACAAGCAGGUGAAGCGCACACUAUCGCUGAGAAUUUAAUAAAGCCAUGUGUGUUAGACAUAACAAAAUGUAUGCUCGAUGAAAAAUCUGCAAAGCAUCUUUCUACUGUACCGCUAUCAAACGAUACUGUUUCUUGGCGAAUCCAUGAUCUGGCAAGCCACGUCAAACAAGAACUAGUUGCACGUCUACAAAAAACACGAUUCGCCUUGCAAAUGGAUGAGUCAACUGAUGUCACUGGUCUGGCUAUCUUGCUGGUUAUCGUGAGAUAUCCAUAUGAACGUUCUUUUGAAGAAGACAUGCUUAUGUGUUUACCGCUGCCCACAAACACUACCGGGGAAGAAAUUUUUAAUAAAAUAAACAUAUUUUUUAAGGAAAAUAAUCUUAGUUGGAACGAUUGCAUUGACAUUUGUACGGAUGGGGCCAAGGCGAUGACAAGUAAAACAGCAGGAGCAGUAUCAGGAAUAAAAAGUAAAGCGCCUAAUUGUAGUUCCAGCCAUUGUAUUCUGCGAUGA